Messenger RNA from Lampris incognitus (smalleye Pacific opah), 4513 nucleotides. RefSeq names its product pleckstrin homology domain containing, family A (phosphoinositide binding specific) member 8 (gene plekha8). Gene Ontology annotation, molecular function: ceramide 1-phosphate transfer activity; ceramide 1-phosphate binding. Gene Ontology annotation, cellular component: cytosol; cytoplasm; membrane. Bases 142 to 1806 code for a protein of 554 amino acids. Gene Ontology annotation, biological process: ceramide transport; intermembrane lipid transfer. Lineage: Eukaryota; Metazoa; Chordata; Actinopteri; Lampriformes; Lampridae. The transcript is spliced from 13 exons. The record is from RefSeq and is a predicted model, not a curated record.
GGCCGACGUUGCUCCAAAUGGAGUCACAGCCGCCCGCUGUGCGUCGCGUCUCGCCAUGAAAAACAAGUAAUGACCCUAGAAAGAACACAACUAAACAAUGGAAGGAAUACUGUAUAAGUGGACAAAUUACAUUAGUGGACGAUGUCUCUUUUAGGUUGGCAGCCACGUUGGUUUGUUCUUGAUGGAGGAACUCUGUCUUAUUAUGACUCCCAAGAAGAUGCCUGGAAAGGAUGCAAAGGAAGCAUUAAAAUUUCUGUGUGUGAAAUCCAAGUUCAUUCCUCUGACUUCACACGAGUUGACCUGAUAAUACCAGGAGAACAGUACUUUUACCUUCGAGCCAUCAAUGCAGCAGAGAGGCAGAAAUGGCUGGUGGCCCUGGGAACAGCCAAGGCUUGCCUUACAGAUAAUAGAACUAAGAGAGAGAAAGAGCUUCAGGAGAACACAGAGGCACUGAAAACUAAGAUGUCUGAACUCAGGUUGUAUUGUGACCUUCUCCUCCAACAAGUAAACAAGAUCAAGGACAGUGAUGAGCUCAGCGACUCGCCAGAGGCAGGUAUGGACACUGGAAAUAUGGUGAGGUCUACAUGCACCACUUUCCUGAAGACUCUGGAGGAGUGUAUGCAGAUAGCUAAUCACACUUUCAGUGCAGAUAUGGUAAUGCAGAGUCCGCCUGGCUCUCCCCCAGUAGCAGCUAUUAAACCACAAAAGCAGAUCAAACCUGUCAAUCAGUCAAAUCAGAACUCUGUAGAAAAGUGGAGAGCAUCGGGUGAAUUCUCAGCAGAAUCAAUAGCACACAAUGACCAUAACCUAGAUUCUGGACCAGAAGAACUAGACAGACCAGACACACCCAUGCAGAGAACAAAACUGUCCCAAACAGACAACAAUACUGCUGGCGAUGACAGCAUAUUGUCUGCAGAGGAAGCGGAGAAGGCUACCCAGAAUCCCUCUGAGUCUGAAAAUGUUGACCAACCCAGAGAGGAUGGUGAUAAUGAAGGAGUGAGAGAAGAAGGGCAGAAGCACAAAGCAGACCAAAGUCAAGAACACAACAAACAGGAAGUGAGCCACCUCCAGCCUCAGGACCAACAGGAAGCUAUUACUGACCAGGACGAGUCCGAGUUUAAAGACUGUACCUUCCAGGAUUCCACACAGCCAGAAGAGACAGAGCAGGUGGAAACAUUCUUCAGCACAAUGAGUCACAGAUUUAGUGAUAUAAGGCUGGAUGACGACAAUGGUAUCCCAACACAAGACUUUUUGGACUCAUGCUAUGCAAUAGUGCCUGUAUUAGACAAGCUGGGCUCUACAGUGUUUGCACCAGUUAAACUGGAUUUUGUAGGAAACAUCAAGAAAAUUCACCAGAAGUUGGUGUCAGAACCCGAGAGCUUCCCCACACUACAGUCCAUUGUGUUGCAUGAGGUGGAAACUGAUGUAGCGCAGGUCCGUAACUCGGCCACGGAGGCUCUGCUGUGGCUCAGACGAGGCCUCAAGUUCCUUAGGGAGUUCCUGUCGGAGGUCAAUACAGGGGAACAAGACAUCCAGGGCGCACUUAACACUGCCUACGGAAAAACCCUUCGGCAGUACCACGGAUGGGUUGUGCGAGGGGUAUUUGCAUUGGCCCUGAGAGCUGCCCCAUCGUACGAAAGCUUCACGGCUGCCUUGGUGUCCAGAGAAGGUGACGAGCUGAAGAAGGACUUCAUCAGCGGCAUGCACAGGGACCUCGGCAUGUACCUGCCCGCCAUGGGGAAGCAGUUGGCUAUUCUAGACGCCCUGUAUGAGGAGUACAACCUGGAGUCCGACGAGGUGGUGUGAGACUGACCGGAAUACGACUAAAGGAUCUUGCCGCAAGGAAGAAGCCUGACCCCAGAGGCCAGGUGGCAACCAGGUGCUGUGAAGCAGGGGCUAGACUAGAGGCUAGGCCUAGGGUGAACGCGUGCCACAAAGUAUCAUGGGUACAAAAUAGUCUAAAAUGUUUCAGUUAACUUCUCAAACUCUACAGGCAGUAAAGCAUACAGUUUGAAAGGUUUAAAAGUCUGGGUUUAGUAGCCCUCAGGGGGGAGAAAGGCAUUACUAAUACAGUGGUUGUGGGUCAGCAAGUUAUGCCUUUGUUGAAAGGCACUCAUUGAUAGAGGGUUGUGUAGGAUUGUGCCCGUUGUAUGCAGACUCCAACCAUACUGAUUUAUGUUGCCGUUUGUCUUGGUGCACAUUUUGUCAUGGUAUUGAUGUGUGCUUCUUAUGUACUACAUGCACUCUUUUGGUACAUAAAUAUAGGGUAUUGGACUCUAGCGAACUUAACGAAAUAUAUUUUUGAUCAAGGCUAUCCUGUUACCCUCUUAUAAAAGGAUUUUAUAUAGACAUCCUUAAAACUGACACAAAGGGCCAUUUGGAUUAUUGUUAGUUUGCCCAAAAUAUGCCUUCAAUAUGUGACCGAAUCUCAAAAUGGGCAAAUCUUUUUGACGUAUCUUGCACUGACUGUUGAAGUUGUCCAUCGAGAUUUGUGGUCAGUACUGACAUAUCUAUCUAUCUAGAUGGAUAGAUAUCCCUAAAGUUUGAAUCUGAAUGCGGUAGUCGGGCAUUGUUUUCCUGUCUUCACAGUACUGAUAACUCAUAAGCUAUUGCUCUAGACAGAGACUCCACAGGACCAAAAGAGGACGGCUUAAGCUUGCGCUGCCCAUCACAAUACAGGAGAGCAUAAUCUAGUUGUCCGAGUACUGUCAGCUGCUCGAACUCGAUAACGGCCGUAUUAUUUAUUUCAAGAUCCUCUGCACAAAUCUAUGCAUACUUUGUAUUCUUCUCUAUAUAUCUCCCCAGUCUAUUUAUUAAGUUAAAUGUUUCAUGAUUAAAAUCAUUUGAACCAUUUUGAGUUUUAUGUGGGCUGUAUGGGCCUCUGCAUUCAUAGAGCAUGGUUACUGGUUGCAUGAGCUACUGUGUAGGAUCUCAUGGGUGGCAAUGGAAACCGAAUAGCGAAUUAGGCCUUGAUUUACCGUAGUAUUGUAACAGUCAGAUUAUUAAGGCCAUAACACUGAUCUUUCCUCUCAUCUCUGCUCUUGAUAACAAAUAGUGUUGCUCAGACAGUAUUAAUAACCAUGGGAUGGUGGACACUCCUUCAUUGCCUGGACUUGCAGUUUUGAAUGUCAGCAAGUUUGAUCGUGUAAUCCCCCCCUUCCCCUUUUUCUCUCCAAGUGUACUUGGCCAAUUACCCCACUCUACCGAGCUGUCCCGGUCGCUGCUCCACCCCCUCUGCCGAUCAGGGGGAAGGCUGCAGAUUACCACAUUCCUCCUCCGAUACAUGUGGAGUCGCCAGCCACUUCUUUUCACCUGACAGUGAGGAGUUUCACCAGGGGGCGUAGCACGUGGGAGGAUCACGCUAUUCCCCACAGUUCCCUGUCCCCCCUUAACAAGGCGCCCCAGCUGACCAGAGGAGACGCUAGUGCAGCGACCAGGACACACACCCACAUCCGGCUUCCCAACCGCAGACACGGCCAAUUGUGUCUGUACGGACGCCCGACCAAGCCGGAGGGAACGCGGGGACUCAAACUGGUGAUCCCCGUGUUGGUAGGCAAUGAAAUAGACCGCCAUGCUACCCGGAUGUCCUUGACCGUGUUAUUUAUUUAUUUAUUUAUUUUCCCAGUUUUUCCCCCAAUUGUACUUGGCCAAUUACCCCACUCUUCCGAGCCGUCCCGGUCGCUGCUCCACCCCCUCUGCCAAUCUGGGGAGGGCUGCAGACUACCACACGCCUCUUCCGAUACAUGUGGAGUCGCCAGCCGCUUCUUUUCACCUGACAGUAAGGAGUUUCACUAGGGGGACGUAGCACGUGGGAGAAUCAUGCUAUUCCCCCCCAGUUCCCCCUCUCCCCGAAUAGGCACCCUGACCGAUCAGAGGAGGUGCUAGUGCAGCAACCAGGACACAUACCCACAUCCGGCUUCCCACCCGCAGACACGGCCAAUUGUGUCUGUAGGGACGGCCGACCGAGCCGGAGGCAACACGGGGAUUCGAACCGGUGAUCCCCGUGUUGGUGGGCAACAGAUUAGAGCUACUCUACCCAGACAACCUUGAUCGUGUUGUUUGUGCCCUGCCUGACAUAACACCUGAGGGGCAUUGCUAGCCUGCAGUCAGUCUGUUAGGACGUCCUUUCGUCCAUUUGAAAAGCUUCAUCAACAAAACCGAGGGUUCAAUUAAGAAUCCAGUCCCGGGCCAGUGUUUAAUGAGACUAUACAUGUGGUUUUGCCAUAAACUGACUGACAGCCAUUGGAACAAAGCAGGAGGGUUGUUCACAUUGCUUUUAACCGGAGACAUGACAUAACACUUUAAAAAGUACUCUCCCCAUCCUUUGAGUUUACAGAAGGUCAUAACAAGUCAUGGGCAGGGGCGUUUACGUCAGAUAUGCAAUAGACUAAUUUCCUGUUAUGUAUUAUUCCUAAUGUUAAUCCUGUAUUGUGUCUUAAUACAAGUUGAUUUUUUUUCUAUAAAUGUAAAUAAGACGAUAUUUGAUUUUUACUUAAUAAACCUAUUGAAAAUA